Messenger RNA from Sphaerodactylus townsendi, 1438 nucleotides. It is a transcript of the gene BCKDHB, whose product is annotated as branched chain keto acid dehydrogenase E1 subunit beta. Bases 56 to 1195 code for a protein of 379 amino acids. Lineage: Eukaryota; Metazoa; Chordata; Lepidosauria; Squamata; Sphaerodactylidae. The transcript is spliced from 11 exons. Gene Ontology annotation, biological process: response to nutrient; branched-chain amino acid catabolic process. Gene Ontology annotation, molecular function: catalytic activity. The record is from RefSeq and is a predicted model, not a curated record.
UCUUACAACGAGCUCGCGCGGCCGCGUUCGGGGUGUUUUCGUUUUGCCCAUAGAAAUGGCGCAGGUUGGGCUCGCGGUCCGCCGAGCCGUGUUGUCGGCAGUCGGGGGGCUGGCCGGGCCGUGGCGGCCACCCUGCUCCACCCCGGGGCUCCGGCCUCGCAGGCACGCGGCACAUUUCACUUUCCAGCCAGACCCCGAGCCCAUCCAGUACGGCCAGACACAAAAAAUGAAUCUUUUCCAGUCCAUAACAAGUGCCUUGGAUAAUGUCUUGUCCAAAGAUCCAACUGCAGUAAUAUUUGGCGAAGAUGUAUCUUUUGGUGGAGUCUUCAGGUGCACUGUUGGCUUGAGAGACAAAUAUGGUAAAGACAGAGUUUUCAAUACACCCUUAUGUGAACAAGGAAUUGUAGGAUUUGGCAUUGGAGUUGCAGCUGCCGGGGCUACAGCUAUUGCAGAAAUUCAGUUUGCUGAUUACAUUUUCCCUGCCUUUGAUCAGAUUGUUAAUGAGGCAGCAAAGUAUCGUUAUCGCUCUGGUGAUCUCUUCAACUGUGGAAGUCUCACAAUAAGGGCACCUUGGGGUUGUGUGGGUCAUGGUGCAUUAUAUCACUCUCAAAGCCCAGAAGCCUUUUUUGCUCAUUGUCCGGGUCUAAAGGUGGUUAUUCCAAGAAGUCCUAUUGAAGCCAAAGGACUGUUACUAUCGUGCAUAGAAGAUAAAAACCCUUGUAUAUUCUUUGAACCUAAAAUAUUGUACAGAGCGGCAGUGGAACAAGUCCCUGUGGAGCCAUAUUACCUUCCACUUUCUGAAGCAGAAGUGCUGCAAGAUGGAAGUGAUGUUACUCUGGUGGCUUGGGGCACUCAGGUUCAUGUUAUCAAGGAGGUAGCAGUUAUGGCUCAAGAAAAACUUGGUGUAUCCUGUGAAGUAAUUGAUCUGAAGACCAUUCUACCUUGGGAUGCAGAUACUGUAUGUAAGUCCGUGGCGAAGACUGGACGAUUACUAAUCAGCCAUGAAGCCCCUCUUACAGGAGGUUUUGCAUCUGAGAUUAGCUCCACGGUUCAGGAGGAGUGUUUCUUGAAUCUAGAGGCUCCCAUUUCAAGGGUCUGUGGUUAUGAUACUCCAUUCCCUCACAUUUUUGAACCAUUCUAUAUUCCAGACAAAUGGAAAUGCUAUGAUGCUCUUCGGAGAAUGAUUAAUUAUUGAUUUAACAGGUAGGAAGGAAAAGAAGGAAACACAGAAGCUAUCUACUGACCUGUUUGUUUUAAAACUCAGUUUUCUGUGUGAGGAAAAAGGACUAUGUUAUCAUGGAUAUUCAUGUUGCCUUUCAUCAAAAAAAUUCAGUUUUUGCCAGCUGUGAAUUUAAGAAUGGACAAGUAAUUGAUGGAAACUGUUAAGAUCUUAAACAUUUUGCGCAUAGAUUGUAUUCAGUAAAGAUGUUAUAAUCUA